AUGCGCAUGGGACGGGAAUGUGCGCGCAUUGGACGGGACAGGCGAUCUUCUUGGAUGACAUCGGGAAGAACCUCAAACCCGCAGCAGCCAUGGGCAUUUGGACCAUCCACGUGGAAAAUGGCCGGCCGAAGCAGUACCUGGAAGCUCUUCAGAAGCUUCAGGCGAGGCUCGAUGGCUGACCUUCACCCGCUGGGAGUGGGUGAAGCUCGAUGGUUCUUAGGUGUUCAGAGUGGAGUGAGUGGUUUUCGGCUUUGGUGUGUGAUGGUGGCCUUUGGUGGCCUUUGGUGGCCUGAGUUCUUUAGAUGA
Molecule: messenger RNA, 306 nt
Organism: Durusdinium trenchii
Lineage: Eukaryota; Dinophyceae; Suessiales; Symbiodiniaceae
Source: the annotation of a GenBank genome assembly